Hemicordylus capensis (graceful crag lizard) is the source of this 2551-nucleotide messenger RNA. It is a transcript of the gene KBTBD3, whose product is annotated as kelch repeat and BTB domain containing 3. Gene Ontology annotation, molecular function: protein binding. The transcript has 3 exons. The record is from RefSeq and is a predicted model, not a curated record. Bases 492 to 2321 code for a protein of 609 amino acids. Lineage: Eukaryota; Metazoa; Chordata; Lepidosauria; Squamata; Cordylidae.
UCCGCCCACAAAGAAUUCAUAGAAUAGUGGGGAAAGAGACGAGUUCUCACUUCUGAUAUCCAUUAGACCAUGACCACUAUAUGUAUAGAUUUAUAUUUAGGAAAUGUAUAACCUUUUGAUCAAAUGAUAUUUAAGGAAGAGCCAUAACAGGGAGCAAUUGAAAUCCCUAUAUCUCUACGGCGCCCUGUGUGUUGCCCAGCAUGUUCAAUUAAUAAUCGGCAGUGUCGUAACAGCAUCACCAAAGCUGCAUCUCUUUGAGGGGGGCUGUCUCUGCGCUUAACAGUAUUGAAUGGCCGGCUUUUUUUUUUUUUUAAUAAGGCGGGACUUCAUGCUGUAAAGACACGCUUUAGCCCAAUCGUAGUGUAGAGUUCCUUGGACAGGCAGCAAGGUGAGCCGAUGAGAAAGCAGCAGCAGAUUCUGUAGGACGGACGUCGCUGAUGGUUUCUCAGCUCCAGAGGUGGAUGCAGCAAUAAGAACAGAGUGAAGAAAACAUGGACAACCAAUAUAAUUCCAUUAGCAAGCCUGCUUGCAAUGGAAUUUCAAUGCCUGAAAAGAAAAUCAACUCCUUGGUGGCUGAAGGCCAUGGCCAGCAAAUCUUAAAUGUACUACAGAGCUUUCGAGAUCAAAAUAUCUAUUUUGACUUUAAAAUACUCGUGAAAGAUGAAAUAAUUCCAUGUCAUCGUUGUGUACUAGCAGCAUGCAGCGACUUUUUCAGGGCCAUGUUUGAAGUUAACAUGAAAGAAAGAGACGAUGGGAGUGUUACUAUUAGUAAUUUAUCACCCAAGGCAAUGAAGGCUUUUCUAGAUUAUGCCUACACUGGAAGAACUGAGAUAACAAAUGAUAACGUAGAAAUGUUUUUCCAGCUGUCAUCCUUUCUUCAAGUUUCACUUCUUUCAAAAGCUUGCAGUGACUUUCUAAUUAAGAACAUUGAUCUUGUCAACUGUUUGCAACUGUUAUCUAUUUCUGAAAGUUACGGUUCUGCUCAGUUGUUUGAUCAUACACUCGGGUAUGCACAAGAGCAUUUUUCCUUCUUGCUCCAAUCUAACGAUUUCCUGGAAAUGAAUUUUGAGAUAUUACAAAAAUGUCUAGAAGCUGAUGAGCUGAAUGUCCCGGAUGAGGAGUCUGUUAUGAAAGCUGUCUUUCGGUGGACAAAGCAUAAUGUAGAAACAAGACAGAAGCAUCUUCCUCACUUGAUGAAAAAAGUGAGAUUACAUCAGUUAUCUGAGAAGACACUGCAGGACAUUUUAUACUCUGAAGAACAGUUGCUUGCAAGCACUGGCUGCUCAGUAAUAAUCAAUGAAGCAAUUAAAAAUGUGCAAACUUUUAGCGGUCUGUUUCCAGACCCUCGCCCUUCAACAACUGAGAAGUAUAUCCUGGUUCACAAAACGGAGGAAAAUGGAGUACAUCGACAUACAUUUUGCUAUAAUAUUAAAACUGAUAAAUGGAAAGAACUCACACACACGCACAUCAUGGAUCUGCCUGGAUCAAGUUUAUCUAGUUAUGGUGAAAAAAAUUUUAUAACCGGUGGUUGCAAAGGGAACUGUUUCCGGACUAUUAGACUUCAUAUCGCUGAAACAUUUCACGAUGCCACUGACCAAACCUGGUGUUAUUGCCCAGCAAAUGAUAGCUUUUCAUUGGUAUCUGAUAUGAAGAAGCCAAGGACAAUGCACACAUCUGUUGUGACCCUAAAUCAACUGUUCGUAAUAGGGGGAAGGACAAGGGCAUCUCAGGAUAUCAGAAGUCUUCUGGAUGUGGAGGCAUACAGUCCUUUGUCAAAAGAAUGGAAAUCUGUGAGUCCGUUACCAAGAGGCAUCUACUAUCCCGAAGCAAGUGCAUGUCAGAAUAUAAUUUAUGUGCUUGGUUCAGAAGUAGAAAUUACUGAUGCUUUUAAUCCAUCUCUUGAUUGUUUCUUUAAGUAUAAUGCUGCAACCAAUCAGUGGUCUGAGCUGGUCGCAGAAUUUGGGCAGUUCUUUCACGCAACGUUAAUCAAAGCUGUUCCCGUGAACUGUACAUUAUACAUCUGUGACCUUUCCACCUACAAAGUUUAUAGUUUUUGCCCAGAGACAUGUGUCUGGAAAGGGGAAGGUUCUUUUGAAUGUGCUGGUUUUAACGCAGGAGCUGUUGGAAUAGAAGAUAAAAUCUACAUCCUUGGAGGUGAUUAUGCUCCUGAUGAAAUCACCGAUGAAGUACAGGUCUACCAUAGCAGUAGGUCUGAAUGGGAGGAGGUCUCAUCCAUGCCAAGAGCCUUAACCGAGUUCUAUUGUCAGGUGAUUCAGUUUAAUAAAUAUAGGGAUCCGUGGCUGUCUUCAAUUGCAGUGUGAUACAGAGUAUAAAUUAUAAGCAGCCAGCACAAGUUUUAAAGAUCGAUUUAUUUUUAAUUUGAGUGAAACUGCAAAUUAGGGGAGCAACCCACUAAGCACUUUUCCCAAUCAAUCUUCAUUCAUUUCAAUGUUUGUUUGUUUAGGUUGCUUUGAGAUUCUUGUAUGCUGCUCUUCAGUAAAUAUUUCCAGAGCAAUUAACAAUAUAAUAAAGGAGAGCUGGCUAGAUUGCA